Messenger RNA from Juglans regia (Persian walnut), 1736 nucleotides. RefSeq lists its product as uncharacterized. Gene Ontology annotation, molecular function: cadherin binding. NCBI's taxonomy places the organism in Eukaryota, Viridiplantae, Streptophyta, Magnoliopsida, Fagales, Juglandaceae. Gene Ontology annotation, cellular component: mitochondrion; nucleoplasm. The transcript has 4 exons. The record is from RefSeq and is a predicted model, not a curated record. Bases 868 to 1572 code for a protein of 234 amino acids.
CUAUUUUUAUUGUAAAGUAGAUCUAACGUAUCAUAUGAAGUCAUGUUAGUAUGUUGGUUUAUUUUUGUGGGAUCUCUUUGUGGCAGUAGCACUUCUCAUAUAUAAAAAAAGUAUUCCCUCCGCUUGUUUCAACUUUGUUUGAACGAAUAGAAAUGUUGGAAUCUGAUUGUUUCUGUCAGAGAAUGUGGAAAUCUAUCAAAAUUUGUGACAAAAGGAUUAAAAAAUUUGAGUCUGCGACUUUAUUUGGGCUACUGAUGGAACAUGAUUAUUUUCUAGUUUUGCCCGCCUAGAUACGACUCUUAUUUAAAUUAGGUUUUUAUGCUGUAAUUCCUUCUUUUGUUUUUAUUUACAUGUGGUAGCAGAAGCAUAUGGAUAUUGAUAUUGUCUAUCUUGGUAUUUCAUAACUUCUUGCUGUUUGGAGAAUAUUCUGUUUUCAUGAGCUUCAUAAGCACCUUCAUGAUCUGUACACAUAUAUUGAUGAUGGUCAUGCUAUUUUCGAAGCAUGUUGCUCGAUUAUGGCUAAACGAUUUGUUAUUAUGUUGCUCAGUUUGUAAGCACUUGUUGAGGGCAUAACCUUUGGGGAAGUUACCUUGUGUGUGAAAAUCCUACAAAAGAAGUUACUUAUCAAAAAACAAAUCCUACAAAAGAAGUUAAAUAAAUAAUUGGGGCAAAAUAUUAAGAGUGGUUUGAGGAUUGAAUAAAAUGCAUGCUCUUCAUGAUAAAAUUAAAAGAAAAGAACUUUCUUCCCACUGUUUGGGAAGUGAGCAGGUGAUGGGUGCAAUUGGUUGUCCUUUUGUUGCUCGAUUGUGACAUUUCCUUCUUCAUGUGAUGAAAGAUGCAGCUCACAGAGGUUAUUCUUAACAGUGUAUGAGAAGAAAAAGUCGUUCUAUUUCACCAAAACACCGCAGAAAUCAUUCACGUUCUAGACGUCAUAAAAGUCGUUCACCAACUCCAAGACAUUCUAAGAGGCAAAGGAGUAGAAGUUCCUCCUUGUCUCCUAUUCAUAAAUCUUCAAGUUCAAGUCUUGGGUCCGUAGAGCGGAAAAAUGCAAGUGAGAAAUUGAGAUUAGAAGAAGAGAAGAAAAGGCGACAGCGGGAAGCAGAGUUGAAACUAAUAGAAGAAGAGACUAAAAAAAGAGUGGAAGAAGCAAUUCAGAGGAAAGUGGAAGAGAACGUAAACUCUCUGGAAAUUAAACUGGAAAUACAGAGGCGGUUGGAGGAGGGGCGGAAGAAAGUUUGCAAUGAAGUAGCAGCUCAACUUGAGAAAGAAAAGGAAGCUGCUGUCAUUGAGGCUGGACAAAGAGAGGAAAAGGCUCGAAAAGAGAAAGAAGAGCUGGAAAGGAUGUUGGAGGAGAACCAGAGGAGGGUAGAAGAAGCACAGAGAAGGGAAGCUCUAGAGCAGCAGCAGCGAGAGGAGGAGCGGUACCAGGAGUUAGAAGAGAUGCAAAGACAAAAAGAAGAGGCUAUGCGGAGAAAGAAACUGCAAGAAGACGAAGAACGGUUAAACCAGGUGAAAUUGCUGGGCAAGAACAAAUCCCGCCCGAAAGUGUCGUUUGCGCUUGGCUCAAAGUGAACACUAGGAAUUGGUAUAUUAAAAUAUUAAUGGGUUUCCAAGCAUAUGUGCUGGACUUAAAUUCCACGUUCACAUUUGUAAUUCGUGAUAUAUUCGUGCUUUUUAACGAAGUCUUUCGUGUGAUUAAUGUAUUUUUCCAGGUUUCUUUUCAUUUACUUUGUUGA